AUGACGAAAAAAUCGUCUCGUCGUGUUUUUAUAGUCGAUUCUACAUAUUUGCCGGCACCAAUAAGUGAUAAGAAUAAUUGGAAAUUAUUGCUGGCUUGUACCCUACGUCAUGUACCUCUUGCAAAAGAAGCACUCUCGCAAAAUGCAAACAUCAAUUGUAGAAGGUCUGAUUAUUUAACUCCUUUACAUAUCGCAGUUCAACAAGAUGACAUAGAACUUAUUCAAUUACUUUGUGAACAACCAUCCAUUAAUUUUGAGGCAAAAACCGUAGACGGGUUAACGUCACUCCAUAAGGCUACUUUUCUUAAACAUAUAAAUGUGAUUAAGAAAUUGAUUGAGUAUGGAGCCAUAGUUAAUUGCACGGAUAAUUUGGGCAGAUAUCCUUUGCAUUAUGCCGCUUUUCGAAAAGAUAUCGAAAGCGCCACAAUUCUACUGAUAAAUGGCGCUAAUGUGAAUGUUUUCGAUAUUUUUGAGGAAAGUCCAUUGUAUAUGAGUGUUAUACGAAGACCCUCUCUUCCUAUGAUUAAAUUGCUAUUGGCUCAUGGAGCUACUGUUUCAUCUGCGUUAGAUCAAAUCUCAUUAGGAGUACUUCUUAAUGCCAUGUUAUACACACGGAACACAUCUGACACGAAAAUACUCGAUCUUUUGUUUCAAAACAGAGCCAACGUGAAUACAACAGAUUCUAUCGGUUUACGCACGCCACUUCACUUGGCAGCUAUGACAGGAAAUUUAAAGUUGGCUAUUUAUCUUAUUGAAAAAGAGGCCGAUUUAUACCGGAAGAAUAGAGCUGGUCAUACACCAAUGGAAGUAGCUUUAAUGUAUCGUAAUUAUAAAAUCGUACGAUUAAUAGAGCAUUCUUUGUCAAACGAAUCAAAAGUACAUAUGACGCAAAGUAUAAUUAGUUUAACGCAUGACUAA
Molecule: messenger RNA, 918 nt
Organism: Habropoda laboriosa
Lineage: Eukaryota; Metazoa; Arthropoda; Insecta; Hymenoptera; Apidae
Product: putative ankyrin repeat protein RF_0381
Exons: 5
Coding region: 1-918 (305 amino acids)
Cellular component (GO): cytoplasm
Molecular function (GO): protein binding
Source: RefSeq, a predicted model, not a curated record